AUGAUUACAGCUUUCGGAUUUCAAAAUUUGAUGGUGCCAGUCAUGAUAGGUUUUCAAAUAGUCAAAUCACUUUUGUUUGCCAUGUUUUUACCAAGCGUUUUGGGUAAUUUGGGUAGAUUCGUCGGCGAGGGUGUCAAAUUUCUCUCGUCAUCUCAACAAUUCAGGCAUCCUGGAGAAAUCGAUAACGGCAACGUUGGACAAAUGGAAGAUUUCGAAUUCAAGGAUGUGAACAACAAUUACGAUCAACAAUAUGCUGACGGACAAACGGAUGGUUCGGCUCCUGUAUAUUCCUAUGCUGCAUAUCCGAAUAAUUACGAUUAUAAUAAAGGGGAACAAUCAGGAGCGUAUUCAUCCGUCGCAAGCAGGUUCACGACAGGAGCUCAUAAGUUAAAUUACAUUCCUAAUAAUAAUCAUCAUGGAAGUUUUUAUACUAAAUACACGGACAAACAUGGAAAACGGCAAAAUUUCAAGGUUUUCCAUAAUAUUCCAUCGUCUUCUUUACUUUUGACGAAUUACGAUCCUUUUUACAGUCCUUUACUGUCUAGAAUGGACAGCGUUUUCAAACAAUUAAACUACGAAUCCGAAUCGUGCAGAGAAAAAUUAAUUUGUUUGAUGUAUAAAAAUCCGGCGAAAUUCGCACCCUAUAGUAAUUUAAUAUCGGCUCAAUUAAGCAGGGAAUUGAACGAAUUGAGAAAACCAUCGACGGAUAAUCCGGAUAUAUUGAGAUUUUUUAAAUAUAUGAAAGCAGCUAAAGACGGUCAAGAUGGUCUAGAAUGUUCUAAAACAUAUUCCGGAUGUACGGAUAAUAGAGAAUCGAUAAGUUCUCCCAUGGUUAAAACGUACAACGACAUAAAUAAAUUGGUACACGCGAGAAAAUUAUUUUCUUAG
Pediculus humanus corporis (human body louse) is the source of this 888-nucleotide messenger RNA. RefSeq lists its product as uncharacterized. The record is from RefSeq and is a predicted model, not a curated record. The coding region runs from base 1 to 888 and encodes 295 amino acids. The transcript is spliced from 5 exons. Lineage: Eukaryota; Metazoa; Arthropoda; Insecta; Psocodea; Pediculidae.